Labeo rohita (rohu) is the source of this 1902-nucleotide messenger RNA. Its product is annotated as erythroid membrane-associated protein. The transcript has 9 exons. Gene Ontology annotation, molecular function: protein binding. NCBI's taxonomy places the organism in Eukaryota, Metazoa, Chordata, Actinopteri, Cypriniformes, Cyprinidae. The record is from RefSeq and is a predicted model, not a curated record. The coding region runs from base 144 to 1406 and encodes 420 amino acids.
UAAUCAUUAAAAAACGAAAGUAAAGCAGCAGGGAAAACCUGGAGCAUGUUUGAUUCUAAAUGAUUUUUGUUUUUGACUGUGUUGAACGCGUCUAAUGGCUCGAAUUCAUCUAAACUGAUUUACGGAGGAGUCUUUGUCUCGGAAUGUUGGUGAUUAUUGUCGCUUUACUGGUGAAUCACCUCACUGAGACUUAUUCUGUGUCGUUCACUGUAGUGGUUCCUGGUGAUCCUGUAGUGGCUCAUGUGGGAUCCACAGUGAUUCUGCCCUGCUGGAUCAAUCCUCCUGAGAACGCUGAAGCUCUGGAGAUCCGCUGGUACCGUAAUGAGGAGUUCAGCAACCCUGUUCUCCUCUAUAAUGAUGGGAAGAUCCAGAACAUCCAGGAAUGUUUCAGGAAUCGAACCUCUUUGACUCAGAGGUCAGGUCAGUCUGGUGGACUGAAGGAUGGAGACGUCUCUCUACGGCUGGAGAAACUCACAUUUCAGGAUGAAGGUUCAUUUCACUGUGAAGUGAGUUUAGAAAGUUCAUAUGGCAGCAAAGCAGUAGAUCUCAAAAUCACUGAACCAUCAACUCUAUGGAAGGCUCUUUUCUUCACCGUUCUCAUCUUAGCUCUGGGUUUGUUUGGGCUGAUUCUCUACAAAUACAGAAACAAACUAACAUGUACAAAAAAAGGAAAGAAGAUAAAAGAAGGUAAAGAAGACUGUGAGAAUACUAUGGAGAAACUGACAAACAAAGAAGUUUGUGAGGAGGAAACUACGGAGAAACUGACAAAAGAAGGCGACAUAAAUAUAGAAGAACUAAAGAAACAUGCAGUUGAUAUCACUUUUGACAGUGAGCAUUUACAUAAAGGCCUGAUUCUCACUAAUGACUGUAAAAUUGUGAGGGACGAUCCAGGAUAUGAUCACACUGGAGAGGGAUUUCCAUUGGAUUUAUGUGCAUUUGGGGCCCAAAGAUUCACCUCUGGUAGUCACUAUUGGGAGGUAGAUUUGGCAGUUGGCGGUUCACCACCUAAGAACUACUGGUUAAUUGGUGUGGCGAAAGAGGGAGCUUUUACUGUAAGAGACAGAUCUGCUUUAACUCCAUCAAGUGGUUACUGGUUCCUGUGUUCAGACGGUCCUAAUGGUUUUCACACCAACACUGAUCCACCAGUUAAACUCUCACUGACACCGAGACCUGAACGACUGGGAGUUCUGUUAGAUUAUGAUGAGGGUCAGCUGUCAUUUUACAACAUCAAAGAGAGUAAACAUCUCCUGACCAUCAGCACCACAUUCUCUGAAUCAGUCGUUCCACUGUUUAAUCCUGGUGUGGGUGAUAAGAGCAUGCUUAGAAUUCUGGAUUGCCCAAAACCUGUAGAAUCAGCUGAAGAGUCCAGUCAACCUUUACUGAGUAAUAACAGCUCAGAUGGCUGACUGACCACUGCAAACCCAAUCAAACACACCUGAAGAAUCUAACCAAAGUCCUCAGGAUUACUCAAAAAGUACAGGUAGCUGUGUUUGAUUGGGAAUAGAGCUUAACUCUGCACACUCCUGAAAAUAAAGCUUGCAAAAGGGUGUUUUCACAGUGCUGCCAUAGAAGAACUAAAACUGGUUCUUCAAAAAACAUUUCAGUUCAGAGUGAGGAACAUUUUAAAAAAUGUUUUUACAAUAAUAAAAAAAAAAAAGUUUUUGCUAAAUGAAGAGGUUCCUUAAUGUUAAAGGUUCUUCAUGGAACCAUCAAUGCUAAUAAAGUACUGGACCAUUGUUGCUCAAAUCCUACUGCAUAACCUUUUUGAGCAUUUUGAUUUUCAAUACUUUGCACUUUACAAUAAGCUUCUGUAUGUCUGUUCAUGUAACAGAUUACACUAUUUAAUUGUGGUGCUUGUAAAUGAGUGACAAUGUGCAACACUUUAUGUUUUACUACCAAAAU